Molecule: messenger RNA, 303 nt
Organism: Striga asiatica
Lineage: Eukaryota; Viridiplantae; Streptophyta; Magnoliopsida; Lamiales; Orobanchaceae
Source: the annotation of a GenBank genome assembly
AUGUGGGAGUUCUUAUCUGCACAACCUAAGAAACUUCAAGUUCAGAGUCAGCCUUGUGAUGCCAACAGCCCUGUUGAAGACCACUUUUCCAAGGGAGUAGGUGCUCAGGGAUCUUCAAAAGGUGUGGUGGGAUUUGGGGCUGCAAUUUAUUCUGAGGGGAGAUUAUUGCAUGAAUGGCAGACAACAUGGCAUGGGAUGGCACGUUCUGAGGAGGCUACAUUGCUGGCUGUGAGAUGGGUGCUGAAAAAAGCAAUAUUUGAAGGUUAUACUCUAGCCAAGUUGGCUCUUGAGGGUGAACACUGA